AUGUCCUUAUCACUUAGCUAUAGCUAUUGCCAAAGAUGUUGCUCAACAUAUAAAUGUAUAUAUUUCUGAACAAUCUAAAUUAGAAAAUGAAGAUGCUGAACCAAAAAAAUAUUUGAAUACUGUCACACUAUAUACUGAAGCAAUUAACAAGUUACCGUCUGUCUGUCAUUCUUUCCUGGAAGAAAUUGUCAUGAAAGAAAAUUAUGAAUCCUUAUCAUCAGCAACAUAUUCAGCUUCUGUAUUUGCUAUAAAAAAUAAACGAAGGAAAAUGGAAGAUCGGCAUGUUAUUCACCAUGAUCUUAAUGCCUUGUUAAAUUUGAAGGAUGUACCCAUUCAUAGUUAUUAUGCUGUGUUUGAUGGGCACUCUGGAAUUGAUGCUGCUAGUUAUGCUUCAGCCCAUCUUCAUGUGAAUAUUGCAAAACAUCCUGCCUUCCUCACAGACACUCCUAAAGCAAUAGCUGAGGCUUACAGAAUUACAGAUGAAAAUUUUUUAAAAACAUGUAGUAAAGAGAACAUAAAAAGUGGCUGCACUGCUGUCUGUGCCUUAAUCAGAGAAAAAACUAUUUAUCUCUCUUGGCUAGGGGACUCUCAAGCUGUGCUGGUCAGGAAGGGCAAGCCUUCAAUAAUUACAGAGCCUCAUAAACCAGAGAGACAGGAUGAAAGGGAAAGAAUUGAAAGUCUUGGUGGUCAUAUUACACACAUGGGAACAUGGAGAGUAAAUGGAAUUUUAGCUGUCACAAGAGCCUUAGGUGAUCCAGAUCAUAAACCUUUCAUCAGUAAUGAACCAGAUGUGUAUGCUUUAAAUCUGGAUGGCAGUGAAGAUUUUUUGAUUUUGGCAUGUGAUGGCUUAUGGGAUGGAAUAUCACCAGAUGAUGUUGCAUCUGCUUUGUAUAAUGAUCUAUGCACGAGUACUACUGGUGACUCACUAGAUACCACUGCUGCUAAUUUAGUACAUAAAUCAAAACUGCAAGGUUCUGAAGAUAACAUUACUGCUGUUGUUAUCUUUCUGAGGGAUAUUGAAAAAAUCAAAGAAGAUUGUGUAAAUUUUAUGCCCGAUGGAAAUAAAAUAAAUUUAGCAAAGUAUGAACAUCUUUGUUUGAAUGGAGAACAAAAAGAAUGUUUUGUUGAAGAUGUCUCAGGUGCCUCUUUUAUGAAACCAACUGUGCUGGAAUUAAACUCAGCGUCAUCAAAAAAGUUAAAAAAUACAGCUAAUAUUUUAAGUUCAGCAGGCAUAGGAAAUGUGUCUUAUUCAUAUCAGUAUGAAGGAAAUGCUACAGAAGGUAAAUUUCUUGAAAAUGUAGAUUUUGCUACAGAUGACACAGAACAAAAUAUUUUUAUACCUAAUCAAAAUGUAGCUUCUUGCUUUGCUCCUGAAGCUACAGCCCUUAGUGAGCUUCCUACGCCACCUAUAGAUGAUUUCCUAGCAUCGCAGCAAUUUGAAAAGUUUAGUGCUGUAGAUUUGUACCAAGGCCUUAAUACUGCUGCAGCACAAUCAAGUACUGAUCCAUUUGGAAUCUGCAGUGAAAAUCCAAAAGAGGAUGAAUCGGCAUUAAUGGAAUUGCAUUCUGUUCCUUUAAAUACUGGCUCUUCACCUAAUCAGCUUAUUGAUUUAGCUGAGAACGAAGCUUCUAGAGAAGAUUUAUUUAAGAAUGAAACUCUCGAGUCUCGCAGUAAUGAACCUACACAAGGCAAUAUAACUCCUGAUGAAGCUGUAGGAAUUGCUUCUUGCGUUGUUUCAGAUGCUAUUCAAACUGCUGUAAAGUGUUUGUCAUCAAAUGAUUUACCUACUCCUCCUUCCCCUCCUGUUUUAACCAGCUCAAAAUUAAAUCCUUAUGCUGAACCUUUUGUGAUGAAAUCUUUUCAAAAGGAAGAAACAGAGUUUCAGGAUAAAACUAAUGUAACUAAUAAUAAUUUAGAAUCUGAAAGUACACAUCUCUUACUGGACAACUUAAAAAAUCCUUCUGAAAAUAAUGAAUUGCUGAAAAACUCUGAAACAUCUCAAAAUAUGGAUUCUUGUGUACCUGCGAAUAUAAGUGACAGUUUUUCAAACAUAAGCCCUGAAACAUCUGUCCCAUCAGAACAAAGCCUUACAAACCUCAAGAAAGAAAAAGAUGAGACAAAAUCUUUUAUAGAUAAUAAUGAAUUUCAAAGUAGUCAUUUAAUCUCUGCAUGUAUUUCACAAGAUUUAAACAAAUCAGAAAGUGAAGUUACUGAUAAAUCAAUAACUCACACAGUGUGUGUUGAAAAUAUUCAAAAUAAUGAAUUAUUUGUUGCAGAAGUUGACAGUUCUUGUAUAACUACAAUUCAUAAAGAUGUUCCAGAACAAGUAACAGCCAUUCAGAACAAGUUAUUGAAGAGUUCAUCUGUUCAUGAUUCCCAUAGUGAAGCACCAAUAGAAAAAAUUCAGCCUACUUUUGAAGAAACUAAUCAAGAAAUAACUGUAUGCUAUACAGAACAAAACUGCAAAUUGAUAAAUUUAGCUGAUAGUAAAGCAAAUGAAGUGGAUUGUAAUGAAACAAAUAGUGAAUGCUUGUUCCAGAAUCCUGAAAAAUGUGAAACAGAUCUGUUGGAUGAAGUUUUGCAAAAAGAGGCUUGUGAAACCCAGAUUUCUGAAGGGCAUGAAAGUAUAACCUCUGAAAGUGUAAAUUCUAACGCAGAAAAUGAUGAAACAGAUCUGUUGGAUGAAGUUUUGCAAAAAGAGGCUUGUGAAACCCAGAUUUCUGAAGGGCAUGAAAGUAUAACCUCUGAAAGUGUAAAUUCUAAUGCAGAAAAUUUAGAUCAUUCUGUUGCAAAGACAGCAGAAGCUAAUGAAGCUGAACUUUUAUCAAAAAGUUUAAAUCAAGAACCUGUUUCACUCAUUACUGUGCAAGAGGUAAUAUUAAGAUCAACAGAAGCUGUAUUACCAUCUGAUCAAGCUGUAGAAGAUACUCAAGUUGAAAACUUUGCUGUUGAUUUACAAACAGUGCCAGUUGGUGUUCCUGAGGCUGAAGGUGUUACAGAGGAUAUUGAUUCAGAUUCCGAAAAAGAUGGUGGGUGGAGUUAUAUGAAGGGAAAUGCAGAAAGCAGCUGUAAAUCUAAAAUCAGUGUGCAUGAAUCUAAAGUUAAUAAAUCUGUUGAUAAAAAGUCUGAUACUAGCUCUCGAAUGAAAAAAGAUAUGGUAAAAUCUCUUGUAGACCCAAAAAAUAAAACAAAAACUGUUAUACCAUUAGAUAAAACUAAAAAACUUGUACCAGAAAGACCACUAAAAAACCUUCCCGAUUCUAAGGAUAGAAGUAAACUUGUCAAAUCAUCAACUUUAACUACUACGGGAAAAAUUAAUGCAGAUAAGGGAAGUCGAACAACUUCAACUGCUUCAAGAAUUAGAAAAGAAACGGCUCCCGUUACUGCUAAAGCAUCAUCAGAUGUUGUCCUCAAAGUCUCUAAGCCUACAGUCCAAAGAAAUCAAAUUUCACUUAGCAAACCUGCAAGCAAUUUGACUUCUACUCGCAGCUCAGCCUUAUCUAGUGGUGUUAGUUCUAAACCAAAAUCUGCACUUUCUGGCAGUGAAGCUAAAUCAAAUCUUAAGCCUGCUGCAUCCUCUACUGUGCCUAAAGGGCUGCCUUCUACUCAAAGUAAUAAAUCAAAUCUUACUUCUACUCGCUCUACAUCAAAUCGUUCUGUGACGUCUUCUGUUCCUAAUAAAGUCUCAGUUACAACAAAGAUAAUGGUUGCAUCAAAAUCAACACUUCCUGAACCAAAAACAAAACAGCCUGUAUUUUCUGUCAGGAAAACUGUUUCAUCUGCCUUCAAGAAGCCUGAUAUUAAAGAAACCAAAGAUAAUGUGAAUAAACAGAUUUUAGCUGGAAAAAGUGUACCUAUACGAAGUCAGAAUAAAGCAGAUCCUACAGCUAAUUCUUCCAAAUCCACCAUACCUGUUGGCAGCAAACCCGUUGUUGCCAAAACACGUACUGCUGUUUCUGUUAAAAGUGAUAUAGGCAAGAAAGAUGGGCCAAAAAUUCCAGCAUCUAAAAUUUCUGCUAGAAGUGUAACUUCUAAAACAUCCAAAGAUAUCACCAAAGAGAAAAACAAAAAGUCUGUUCUUGUUAAUCGUAGAGUUGAAGAGAAAAUCGAGUUAAGCAGUGAGAGUAAAAGUGAAGGAAAUAUUGAAGCUGCAUGUAUAUCUGAAGAAGAAAAGUUUAUUCUUGAAGCCAAUGAUAAGGAAACAGUUGUUAAAGAACAGAGUGAAACUUUUUCUGAUAUGACACAAAACCAGUGCUUUUUGGAAAAUGGUAGUGUUGAAUGUAUGAAGACUAUUGAAGAUAAUCAGACUGUGGUGGAAUGUGCAUCAGAAAACAUAUUAUAAAUUUCUGUAUCUUCCAAAAUUGUGCUUCAAAAUUUUUCUAGUCUCCAAUUUGAUCUCUGAAUCAAGCAUAAAAAGUAUACAAGCACACUUUUUUUUUUUUAACUUUGUGCUUAAUUUUCUAUUGAAUGUUUUACCUACAUUAAUAUUAUCUGACUAUUAUUAUCUGUUAAGAAUAGUCACUGCAUUUAGUGUUGCAUUGCUAUGAUUAUUUCGAUUUGGCAAGAGAGAAAAUUUGUAAUUUGUUUUGCAUAGAAAAAGUGUAAAUAUAUAGAACUCCAAAAGAAAAUUGAGAACUCCAUUUAUAACUGCUUUUUAAAUUUAAUCAAAGGGCAGGAUAAGAAAAAGGGUUUUCUGUGAAUUCUAUAUUCACUUAUAUAGUGGCAUUUCUAUAAUAAAUUUUAUGUAUGAAUUCUACAUCAUUGAAAUUAAAAGUAAUGAUUUCUUAUAUGAAAUGUGAUUGGCAGCUAUAUGUAGUAACUGUUGUUACCAAUAUUGGUAUAUUUUCUUUAAUUUUUUUUUUUUUUUUUUUUUUUUUUGGGUUAAAUAUUAAAUUUGUCUGUUCAGGCUAACAUGCAUGGUAAUGUAUUGCAUUUUUUUUUCUACUGGUUGCUAUUAACUAUCAUAUUAAAUUUUAAUUUUGUCACUGUUAGUUUCUACUUAUUUGUGUGUAAAGAUUUAAAAAAGUAUAGUGUGACACAUAUUUAAUAGUUUUAUGGCAGUGCUUUAAUUUUAGAUGUAUUUCAUCAUACUUUUAUUUGACAAUUGAAUUUUAUUUAUUGUAUCAUUUGUGAUUAUUAAUAUUGGAUUCAUAUCUUUUCUAAUUUGUAUCUGAGAAACAGAAUUUUCCUUAAUUAAAUGAAAUUAUAUUUUAAUUAAUAUGUAUAUUUAUGUGUUUGUAAUGCUAUUUAUUGAGCUAUUGUUAGUUUAAGAAAUAUUUUGUCUAGUUAUUUUCCAUUAAAAUCUCGUGUUUGACUUUAAAUUUAGAUUUAUAAUGCUUGCUCUAAGUGUUAAAAGUAAUUUUUCCUUAAAUAAAUUGUUAGCUAAUUUUGUUUUUCACAGGACAUUUUAAUCCAUAAGAAUUUUAUCUGAAUUAUUUUUAUAAUCUGUAAUUAGUGUUACAUAGCUGCCAACUCUUCAGGUUUUAUCGGGAGACUACUAAGUUUUCAUUAAAUUUUAUUGGAUCUGAAUUGUCUUAAUUUACUCUAGCUAUCUGUAGAAUAUUUUAUAAAGAUUCAGAAAAUGUUUAAUCUGUUAAUAUUUGUAUUUAAUUUUGUUUUACAAUCAGUAUUGAUUCAUUACUAAUUUUAUAUCCACACAAUAGUAUGUAAAUUAAUUAUUAAUUUCAUCAUGCAGGUACAUUGAAAAAUAACAGCUUUACUUACCUACUUGGGAUUUUUUUCAGUAUUCAAGAUAAAAUUAGCCAAAGAAUUUGAAUGUGUAGAAUUAGUAUAUUUUACAUCAGAAUCAUAUUCAGUUACCUGAAUUAUACAUUAUGAAGUAAAUUUAAAUCAGGAAUUUCUUUAAAUGGUGUUGCCAUGCAGCACAAAAACCUCACAAUUUUUCAUAUUUCAAGAUUGGCAGCUAUAAUGUUAUAUUGGGUAUAUAUAAAUUUUAUAGAAUUUAAAAAAAUUAAUAUAUUUCCUUUUUAUAUUUUAAGAAUUAUGUGUAUAUAAUGUUUUGCAUUUCUGGAGUCUUAGUGCAUAUUAAAAAUUUUAAAAGUUUGAAAGUGAGCUUUAUUUUCUACUAACGUAUACAGUCAAAAGUCUAAUCCGAAUGUCCAUAAUCCGGACUUCAAAGCUGCAAACUUUUUGCACAUGCGUCAACGCAUAUGUUAAGUCAAUGCAUAAUGCGUUAAGGCAUGCACAUAAUAACUUUACGCAUGCGCAUAUGCGUAUAGGCAUGCGCGUUUAAUAUAUAACGGACGUCUAUAAGCUAAGCUACACUUAUCUAUUUCAGUUAACAUUGCAGAUUGCGUUCUUCCUUAAUCCUCGAAUUGGAUCCGGUUUAUUGUUUUUUGCAGACUGUUAGAGCAAUUUUGUAAAGUAAGCUUAAACUUUCGAUUAUAUCAA
Messenger RNA from Stegodyphus dumicola, 6411 nucleotides. RefSeq lists its product as uncharacterized. NCBI's taxonomy places the organism in Eukaryota, Metazoa, Arthropoda, Arachnida, Araneae, Eresidae. The record is from RefSeq and is a predicted model, not a curated record. Gene Ontology annotation, biological process: protein dephosphorylation. Gene Ontology annotation, molecular function: protein serine/threonine phosphatase activity.